ACUUACAGAACGAAAUGGAAGAUCUAGUAACUUCAGAUAGUAAUAAGCCAAUUUUCUGCGUUGAAUGUACCGAUCAAGAGGCUUCCAUAUUCUGUGAGCAAUGCGAUGAAGAUUUUUGUGAAGUUUGCCAUGGCAUGCUCCAUCGUACUGGCAAUCGUAAACAACAUACAGCAAAACAUUUGAAGCCUUUGCGACAAUCAGUCAAUGAAUGUACUGAUGAAGUGAAAGCAGAUGCGUUUACGGAACCCAGUCAUUUCGAAAAGAGAGGAAAGGAUGACAAAGAAAAUUUAGUCAUGAAGCAAAAUGCUAUGGAACUCGAUGGAACGAUUAUUAAUAAUGGCAGUAAUAACGGUAUCACAUUUGGAGAUUAUAUUACAAAACGAUCGAAAACAAUCCCACUACGUUUAGAUGCCGAAGAACGACAAUAUUUGAAACUAUUAGAGGCAGCAUUAAAUGUGUCAGAAUAUACAGAUAGGGUGGAUAUUUUAUCUUAUUCAAACAAAUCAAAAAGAAUUGUUGGGCAAAUCAAAGAUCUUUGCUGCAUCAUUUCUGGUUUAGUGGUUUGCGGGGACUAUAAGAAUGGCUCACAAUUAUUUGCAGAUAAAACUAUUCGCGAAAAUGCAACGACGUUACAGAAGAUAUUUGAAGUUGGAAGACGACAUAAAAUUAUGAACCCUGAAAAAAUGAGAUCAACGUACGGAAAAUUGAUGUACAUGCUUAUGGACUCUAGUAUACCGGAGGUACAGGAUUACCUUGGGUUUCCCUGCGUUAUUGCGGUCAAAACAGUAUAUGAUUUUCUGAAGAGUCGCGAAAGUGUUGAAGUAUUGCACGAUGAGAAUAUUGUCUUAGCUACCCGCGAGAUUACCUCUGACUUCAAAUCGCGUGAUCAAAUAGCAACUGAAGUGCAGCGUAAACAAGUGGCUAUUAAAAAUAUUUGUGAAAAAUACGCAAAUGAAAAUAUCUCAAAGGAUGAAAUUGAACGUUGCUUAUUAUCUAUGUCAGAUAAUAAUGCUUUCUUAGCGGCGAAUAGAGAUCCAUGCGAUAAAAUGCUCAGAUAUCUUCAAAAAUACUUCAAUCCUACCAAGCACGAUCAUGGUUACUCACUAGCUAUACAGGCCGGCCGCCACGGUCACCGCCUCACCCACUCACAUUCCGCACAAUACACGUACAUACAUCAAACCCUGACAUUAUGGCGAGAAAUCAUGAAUGAAAUGUUUUUAUUAUGGUGUAUGGCUGACGACGACCUUGUGGCCAGUGGCAGUCCUUACCGACUUACUAAUACAGGUCAAGGCUUACAACGUAUCCAACCUUGUCCUAAUGUCUCUAGAGUUGUUCAUAAAAUACUCAACCGCGUGCAUAAAAAGUGUGGGUCGUGGGUAGGUAGUAGCGUGGUCCAUUUGGGUGACAGAGAUGUUCCGAAUGCCUUUAUGUUUAUUGACAAAUACAAUCAAGUGGCACGGAUCCUAACGCCCAUCAUCAGCACACUGGAUAAACUGGAAACAUUAGGCAGAAAUGAUCCAGUGCUGGCUGACUAUAUUGACAAUGAAUACGGUGGGACUGAGCAAUGCAGAAAGGAUAUCCUACAUGACUUUUUCAGAUUUGGCUUCAAUGGUUCUGGAGCCGAUAACUACUAUGAUGCUGGUAGUUGCAUAGAUGGUAGGCUCACGUCUGCGUGGAAUUGGUGUUCAACGAUUGAGAAAAAACCUUUCUUCCCUAUAUUUCUAAUGACUGGCUUCGUUGGCUUCGAUGGCACUGACUGGAAUUAGCGGUUCGAUUAUAUGCUCGAGUCUUUUAGAUCGAUAAGUAGAAUAUGAUAUAGAGAAAGUACCUGUAUAUGAUGAGAUAAUUCUCGAUUAAUACAUUAAUGUUGACAUUUAAUAAUAUAUGUAUUUUUACUAUAAUGCACAAAUGUAAAAAAAGAUGAUGCAAACGCCUCUAUCUUUAAACCCAUGCCAGUCUUCAUCUCUUCUUAAACUUUAUACUUAGCAGUAUUUGUAGCUAUAUAUUUUUCCUGUGCCUGUUGUACUUCAGCUGUUCCUUUUUCUGUACGUGAAGUAUUUGGUCAAUGCGACUUCCCCUUCUAAUCAGUUUCCUUGCAUCCGAAUACCUUUUUUUUUUUCCUUUUUAUAAUAAAGUUACAAAGAUCAUCC
Mycotypha africana is the source of this 2150-nucleotide messenger RNA. RefSeq lists its product as uncharacterized. NCBI's taxonomy places the organism in Eukaryota, Fungi, Mucoromycota, Mucoromycetes, Mucorales, Mycotyphaceae. The transcript has 12 exons. Bases 15 to 1766 code for a protein of 583 amino acids. The record is from RefSeq and is a predicted model, not a curated record. Gene Ontology annotation, molecular function: zinc ion binding.